This is a messenger RNA of Heterocephalus glaber (naked mole-rat), 1785 nucleotides long. It is a transcript of the gene Tnfsf14, whose product is annotated as TNF superfamily member 14. Gene Ontology annotation, molecular function: tumor necrosis factor receptor binding. Gene Ontology annotation, cellular component: membrane. Lineage: Eukaryota; Metazoa; Chordata; Mammalia; Rodentia; Bathyergidae. Gene Ontology annotation, biological process: immune response. The record is from RefSeq and is a predicted model, not a curated record.
UUUUGGCUCAUGAUUUCAGAGGUUUAUGGUUCUUGGCCAGGUAGCUUUUGGGUCUGUGGCGAGCUCGAACAUCAUCUCAGAAGUGUGGCAGAGCAAAGUUCCUCACCUCAUGGGGACCUGGAAACCAGGCGAGGUGGGGGCUGGAAAUGGAACAUCUCCUUUCAUUUCAUGCCCCUACUAAACUCACUUCCUCCUACCAAUCCCCAGGGCACUGUCAGCUGAAGAUCAGUCUUUUAACACAGGAGCCUGUGAGGGUGAAUUUCACACCCAACGGUGACAGGUCCACAUCCGUGUCCCCUGGGUAGAAGUGAGCUGCCAGAAUCAGAGACAGACUUUGUCCUGCUCCCUGCUGUGUCCCCAGAGCACACAGCGGUGCGUGGUCCACUCCGCGAGGGAACCCAGCAGCCAGGAGGGGAAAGCUGUGGCCACCUCUCUCCCGUCCCCACCCGAGUCACAUUUUCAGGUGGCUCUGGAAAUUGUGCGAGGUCUAUGAGUGACAGUGAGAUGCUCAGGGGCCCCGGUGGGGGCACAGGAAGGAGAGCGGGCCGCGUGGGGAAAGGGGAGGGGCUGAACCCCAGCUCUAAAAGCGGCUGUGGAGCGCUCGGCGCCUUCUGCAGCGUGCAGAGCCCAGAGAAUUGGGCAAUUGUGGUUUCCUCCGAGCCCUGGAGCUCAGGCGCCUGAGGACUUGUCUGCGGGGCAUGGAGGAGCAGGUCGUGGGGCCCUCGGUGUUUGUGGUGGACGGACAGACAGACAUCCCGUUCAGGAGGCUGGGCCCGAGCCACCGGAGACAGUGCUGCAGCCCGGCCCGGGUGGGCCUGGGGGUCCUGCUGCUGCUCCUGGGGGCCACGCUGGCCGCGCAGGGCUGGUUCCUGCUGCAGCUGUACUGGCGUCUAGAGGAGGUGGUCACCCGCCUGCCGGACCAAGACGCAGGGCCCCGGGAGAAGUUGAUACAAGAGUGGAGAUCCCAACAGACCAACCCAGCAGCGCACCUUACAGGGGCCAACUCCAGCUUGACCAGCCGUGGCGGCCCGCUGCUGUGGGAGUCACAGUUGGGCCUGGCGUUCCUAAGAGGCCUCAGCUACCGCAAUGGGGCCCUGGUGACCACCAAGGCUGGCUACUAUUACAUCUACUCUAAAGUGCAGCUGGGCGGCAUGGGCUGUCCCCAGGGCCUGGCCAGUGGCUUCCCCAUCACCCACGGGCUGUACAAGCGCACGCCCCGGUACCCUGAGGAGCUGGAGCUGCUGGUGAGCCGACGGUCGCCCUGUGGGCGGGCAAACAACUCCCGAGUCUGGUGGGACAGCAGCUUCCUGGGCGGCGUGGUGCACCUGGAGGCCGGGGAGGAGGUGGUCGUCCGGGUGCCCGAUGAGCGUCUGAUCCGCCUGCGUGAUGGCACUCGGUCCUACUUUGGAGCUUUCAUGGUGUGAAGGAAGGAGAGGUGGUGGACUGGAUGGAGAGACCUCAGAAAUCCCUCAGGGGACAGACAACCUGGCAGCAGAGACAUCGGCGGCCUCCCAGGGAACCCAAAACUCGGCAGGGGGACAGCUGGAUGGAUCCCUCCAGGACCAUGAUCUCAGCACCUUGAGGCUGAAGACCCAGAGGACCCUUCUGAGGACCCCCUCUCCCCCAGACUUCAGGCAUUGCCACGACAAUUCUAAUGACAAAGACCUGGGGCUGGGGCACUUGCUGAGACUGCUCGAGACCCGGGCUUCUGUCCCCAGUGCCCCCCAAAUUAAAGACAAGGACCCAAAGACUUGGGGGUCUAUAGACCCUUGAGUAUGAGAUUUA